UGUGAGCUUCGUAAAUUAAAAGCUGAAUCAAAGAAAUGAGCGACACAAGAUUUCGAAACCAUUUUACGCAAUCAAUACUUUACUUUCUUGCAGUCGUUACUAGUUCAGACAGAGUCGUUCACACAGUAGAAGAUGGCGUCACGGGGAUUUCACGCAGCCACUGACUCGUCGCCAAACAGCUCGUGUCGUUCUUACCAGUCGAUAAGUGGAACAGAGAGUCCAACUUUCUACUCUCCACGGUCACUUAGUCCCGACAUUGAAAUAAUACAAAGAGGAGACGAAGUUUCUAGGGAUGAUGCACCGUUGAUAACGCAUGAAGACCACCAUGGAAAUAACCAAAGUGAACUUCCAAUGUCUAUCGUCUUCGCUGACAGUUCUUCGACUUCUUUUGAAGCUGAGGUUGUACCAUUCUGGGAGCGUAUGAGACACAUGCCCAAGAAAAUCAAACCUUGGUUUUUGUUCUUAUUGGCUAUUGCAUUCUCAGUACUUUUCGCUAUUUGUGAUGAAGCUCCUGAAACAGCCAGGCUUUUGUGUCUCUCACAUAACAUUGCAGAAUCCUUUGAAUUGAACCACACAAAGGAUUCAGUUGUGACAGUUCAAGUGUCUGGACCUUUUAUAGCAGGAGAUGAAUUUCCAGAUAGCCAGUCAGAUCAAAUUCUCACCAUUGGCUUUGAAAGCAAGAAUGGAAAUGUAACUAGAGUUAGUGAGGUUUCAGCUAGAAUUGGAAUCAACUGUAGCUCGACCAGCUGUGAAGCACAUGAAGAUCCUAUCACCAUAGAAAAGAGACUAAAUCUUUCACAAAAGGACAAUAUAACACAUAUGAGGUUGUUUUUUGCCUCAAGCACUUCAUUUCCAAUCGCAAUUUCACUGAAGUACUAUGUGGAGCCUUUUACAAUAACUGAUCAAGUUACUAUUGCACUUGUCAUCUUAAUCGGAGUCUACGUACUUAUCAUAUUUGAGCUUGUUCACAGAGCUACUGCAGCAAUGCUAGGUGCACUGGCUGCUUUGUCUUUCUUGUCGUACAUGAACAAGAGACCAUCACUUGAAACAGUUGUUACCUGGAUUGAAUGGGAGACUCUUGCUCUUCUGUUUGGAAUGAUGAUUCUGGUGGCAAUUUUUGGCAAGACUGGGUUUUUUGAUUACGUGGCAUUGAAGGCGUACAAACUUUCUAAAGGUCAUGUUUGGGGUCUCAUCACUCUACUCUGCACUUGCACCGCGUUGAUAUCUGCUGUCCUGGAUAAUGUGACAGUCAUUCUGCUCUUGACACCGGUUACAGUUACGUUAUGCCAAGUCCUUAACCUGAAUCCUACGCCUGUCCUAAUAGCUGAAGUGAUAUUUUCUAAUAUUGGUGGAACGGCGACAGCAAUUGGUGAUCCGCCAAAUAUAAUUCUAGUUUCCAGCAAGGACCUAAAGGCACACGGUAUCAAUUUUACAGAUUUCACUAAACAUCUGAUCGGAGGGAUAUUUUUCUGCCUUGUGGUAGCUUACGGAAUUUUAAGGCUUCUUUACUUGAAUGUGAAAAUCGUGAAUGAUGAUCCACCUAUAGUAGAAGAGCUAAAACGAGAAGCCGAAAUCUGGAAGAGAUCAGCGGACCGCCUGCCGUUUGUCUCCGCUGAGGAGAAAACUGUCAAACUGUUGCUGAUACAAAAGGUCAUGACUCUUCAAAACAUUGUCAGGAACAUGAAAAGAAACACUUCCACAAGAGAAGCCUUCCAACAAAGUCUGCAAGAACUGGAAAAAAAGUACGUCAUAAGGGACAAAAUGCUUUUAAUGAAGAGCUCAAUUGUCAUCACAUUGGUCAUUGUCUUCUUUUUCAUCCACUCGUUUGUAACUGGACUCUAUCUUGAAGUAGGGUGGAUUGCCAUGCUUGGAGCCAUACUUUUGAUAUUGUUGGCGGACGUAACACACAUUGAAGAUCUAAUGGAACAAGUGGAGUGGACAACACUUGUGUUCUUCAGCGCUCUUUUCAUUCUAAUGAAGUCUCUCGAGGAACUUGGGCUUAUGCAGUAUCUUGGAGAGGAAGCAUCACAUUUGAUACCGAGUGGAAGCGACAACCACUGGCAGCUGGCGAUCGCGAUUAUUGUAAUCGUGUGGGUUUCAGCGUUGGUGUCAUCAUUUAUAGACAAUAUUCCUUUUACAACUGCUAUGAUUCCAGUUGUGAUGGAACUCAGUCAGAAUAAUAAUAUAGAUCUUCAUUCUCUGGUGUGGGCCCUGGCCAUGGGUUCCUGCUUAGGAGGGAACGGCACUCUAAUUGGGGCAUCAGCUAAUGUAGUAUGUGCUGGACUCGCAGAGCAGUACGGAUAUCCUAUUACUUUCAACAGCUUUUUCAAAAUUGGAUUUCCCAUUAUGCUUGCGACGACAGCAACAGCCACAGUCUAUCUUCUCAUCUCUCAAGUUCUUCUGUUGAAAUAAAAAGAGAACAGUAUUUUUUUGUUAUUAUAGGUAGUAUCUAUUUUGGACAAGCAGUGUGGCAAUGUGAAUUAAAUCAACGUGUGACGUCAUUAGGGGUUUCAGGGGUCGUUUCUUCUCAUUGGCCGUACCAUGAAAGAUGGGUUCGCCUUGCUGUGAUUGGUUGCCACUUUGUGACUGGAGAAAAGUCGCCGCGCGCAAGCUUUGAAAGCGACGAAAAACAAGCCUUUAAAAAUUAACAAAUGAAUACAGAAAUGAAAUUUCAACGUACCGCGCAGGCCGGCUAAACUUAAUUCAAAUGAACAGUGCUUUAAAAUGUUGCUGUACAGGAAUUAUUUCAAAUAUGAUUGAAGAUGAAGUUAAAUAUAGCUGAUUAUAGGAGACAAUUUAAAUUUCCAUCCGAAAGCAAUAUUUCAAUAUUUAUGAAUGACACCAAUGCUAUGGAAAUUAUUGAAAUUUUCGCAUUUCAUUUUACAAUGUACACAGUUCAAUUCUUUCUUAUAGAUAAGUUUAAUAGUUUAAAAUUAACCGCAAUUAGAUUGUAAUUAAAUUGCAAUGCUUAAAAAAUCAUCACUUUCAGGGAAAUAAAUUGCACAAAGGAAAAUAAAAGUAUAAUUGGUACUGCCACUAGCAGUAGUAUUCA
Molecule: messenger RNA, 3052 nt
Organism: Orbicella faveolata
Lineage: Eukaryota; Metazoa; Cnidaria; Anthozoa; Scleractinia; Merulinidae
Product: P protein-like
Biological process (GO): transmembrane transport
Cellular component (GO): membrane
Source: RefSeq, a predicted model, not a curated record